UUAAUGUAAGUUCGCGAGAUCAGGAUAGUUCGGACGAGGCUAGUCAAAUGGCGGCGUCAACGGUUUCGGUCGUCUCUAGGUGUUUGCUCGUGGUGAAAUGGCGACACGAGGCUGUGUGAUGGAGUGUUAAAAUAGAGGGAAGCGAACUGAUUGGGAGAGAGAGGCUAACUGCAUGGAAUGGCGUCGAUUAAUGCGGAUGAAUCGGAGCACGUAUCAAACUCAUUCCAUGGAGGACCAAGUGUCUGCGGGUUUUCGCUCCACCCGUGUACUUGAUUAAUGAAUUAAGGUCACUAAUUAGAAAGGAACUCCCAUCCGAUUGUCUAGGUUUUAAUUGAAAGGAAACAAAUAAAACCCGCGGAGACUCGGUCCUCAAUGGAUACAGAAUUAGACAGACAUGGACCUUAAACGUUUGUUUGUGGACCACCAUGAUACCAUAGGAGGUCUGCAUCAACGGACUUCGGUGCAGGCCGACCCAGAUUAAGUCUGAGGCCGGUAACAUCAACAGUGAGGACAAACCCAGCCUGCCUCUCUCCUUCCACACUGAGUCCAAACCUACAGUCACUGGGUCCUGAUUGUGACAGUGGAGCCCAGUUUGCACUGCAGGAUCCAGAGAUGGCAUCAGCGAAGCUGGGGGACUGCAGUCAAACACUGGAGCUGAAUGUCAACAUUAAAGAUGAAGAAGAGGAGGAGAAGAUUGGGACAACUGUUAGUCAUGGAGACCAUUUUGAGACAUGCUCUACAUCCAGAGAGCAACAGCAGGAAGAUCACAGAGCUAAGAGGUCUCAUCACUGCCCACAUUGUGAGGAGACUUUCCCAUUUCUAUCAAAGCUAAAAAUACACCUAAAGAUACACACAGGAGAGAAGCCUUACUCCUGCUCUGAUUGUGGGAAGAGUUUCUCUCAAAAGGCCAGCUUAAAAACACACCAACGUAUACAUACGGGAGAGAAGCCUUACUCCUGCCCUGACUGUGGGGAUAGUUUCUCUCAAAAGACCAACUUAAAAACACACCAACGUAUACAUACAGGAGAGAAGCCUUACUACUGCCCUGACUGUGGGGAGAGAUUCUCUCAAAAGGCCAGCUUAAAAACACACCAACAAAUACAUACAGGAGAGAAGCCUUACUCCUGCUUUGAUUGUGGGAAGAGUUUCUCUAAAAAGACCAACUUAAAAACACACCAACGUAUACAUACAGGAGAGAAGCCUUACGUCUGCUUUGACUGUGGAAAAUGCUUCACAACGUCAACUCAUCUAAAAGUUCAUCAGAGAACACACACAGGAGAGAAGCCUUUCUUCUGCCCUGACUGUGGAACUAGUUUCUCUCUGCUUUCCAACUUAAAAAGACAUGAACGUAUACAUACAGGAGAGAAGCCUUACUCCUGCUCUGACUGUGUAAAAUAUUUCUCCCGAUUGGGUACCUUGAAAUCACAUGAACGUAUACAUACAGGAGAGAAGCCUUUCUCCUGCUCUGACUGUGUAAAAUAUUUCUCCCGAUUGGGUACCUUGAAAUCACAUGAACGUAUACAUACAAGAGAGAUGCCAUACUCCUGCUCAUACUGUGGAAAAUGUUUAAAAACAUUAAAUGAGCUAAAGGUUCAUCAGAGAACACACGCAGGAGAGAAGCCUUAUUCCUGCUCUGUGGAGGGGUGGGCGUGUAAGUCAAACGUCUAGCCAAAGGCUGUGUGUUUGAAUCUCAUCAAGGAGGACUUUAGCAUUUUAGCUAAUUAGCAACUUUGCAACUACUUACUACUUUUUAGCUAUGUUAGCAUGUUAGCUAACCUUUCCCCUAAACCAAUUUAACUCUACCUUAAACUCCUUACCCCUAAUCAAGCUAAUGUUAGCAACAACAAAUUGGCAUUCGUAACAUUUCAUACAUAUUACAAGUUCGGAGACAUAUUGUAUGAAUAGCAAUGCGUAAAAUAACAUAUACAAAUUGUAAUUCGUAACAUUUGAUAAGUCCUACAAGUCGUAUUAUACUGAACAACAAUCUAAACACAACAAUUUCAAAGAUUUACAGUUUGUAUAAGGAAAGCAGUCAAUUGAAAUAAAUAAACGAGGCCCUAAUCUAUGGAUUUCACAUGACUGGGCCGGGGCUCAGCCAUGGAUGGGACUUGGGAGGGCAUAGGCCCACUUGGGAGCCAGGCCCAGCCAAUCAGCAUGAGUUUUUCCCCACAAAAGGUCUUUAUUACAGACAGAAAUACUACUCAGCCCCCUCCCAGACAAUCCUAAAGGUGAAGAGGUCCUGGGCUGCCGUGGUUACAUGUGAUCUGCAGUUGUGAGGCCGGUUGGAUGUACUGGCAAAUUCUCUAAAAGGGUGUUAGAGGUGGCUUAUGGUAGAGAUAUAAAUAUUGAGUUCUCUGCCAACAGCUCUGGUGGACAUUCCUGCAGUCAUCAUGAGAAUUGCACAUUCCCUAAACUUGAGACAUCUGUGACAUUGUGUUGUGUGGCCUUUUAUUGUCCCCCAGCACAAGAUUAUCUUGACAAAGGCUGAAAUGCUCACUAACAGGGAUAUAAACAAAUGUGUUAACAACAUUUGAGAGAAAUAACCUUUUUGUGCAAAUGGAACAUUUCUGGAAUUUUUUACUUCUGUUCAUGAAACUAACACUUUACAUGUUUCGUUUAAAUUUUUGUUCAUCUUAUAUUGGUAGGCCAAUGUAAUGUAACAUACUAAAUGGAAUGGCACGGAUAUUUUUGUAACAUAUAAUAAAUUUUGCUCUGAGACCAGGUUGUCCCUCUGCAGUAUUCUGUGGAAAUGAGUUAGUAGACACUUCUUUUUUACCUUUAUCUAACUAGGCAAGUCAGUUAAGAACAAAUUCUUAUUUACAAUGAUGGCCUAGGAACAGUGGGUUAACUGCCUUCUUCAGAGGCAGAACAACAGAGUUUUACCUUGUCAGCUCGGUGAUUUGAUCUAGCAACCUUUUGGUUACUGGCCCAAUGCUCUAACCACGAGGCUACCUUCCGCCCCUAACAUGUAUCAGGUAUAGAUGGUGUGAUGAUCAUUUUUCACCACUAGUUUUGGGGGAUUAUUUUACAACUUUAUUUAAUGAUACACAGUUUAUGAAAUGAAUCCAUGUGUUUAUUAAUUGUCUUUAAAACUAGAGGAGUUAUUUUAGUUACUGAUCAUGAAUGUGUUUGGAUAACUGCAUUGAAGCAAACUUGAUUGAUCUGCCAAUGAAAAAUAAAGUUACAUGAAUAUGUACUGGUCAA
Messenger RNA from Salvelinus fontinalis (brook trout), 3204 nucleotides. RefSeq names its product zinc finger protein 239-like. The transcript has 4 exons. Gene Ontology annotation, cellular component: nucleus. The coding region runs from base 613 to 1668 and encodes 351 amino acids. The record is from RefSeq and is a predicted model, not a curated record. Lineage: Eukaryota; Metazoa; Chordata; Actinopteri; Salmoniformes; Salmonidae.